CUGCUGAGAGGCUGCACAGGCAGCACAGUGUCAGAAAUCCCUGUUCUUCAGUCCGGACUGUCCAGAUGGAACACCACCUGUCAUCUCAAUCCUUGUUGACGCGGCGGUAAAUCCAAUGGCCGACAGCAUGGCUUUAAACAGCACAGACGACUUUCCCUGAAGCUGAGUGUUUCAGUGUGGCACACACCGUCGUUGUUCUCCGUGCGAUAACAGCAUGCCUCCAUUUACAUGGGCUGUUCACAACCUGCUGUGCAGGUGUCUCAGCAUCCCCAUCUCUGCGUGGUUCACUCUUCUGUGUCUCUUUAUCAUUGUGCCAGCUGUACUCGGAGGCUGUUUUAGUAUCCGCAGCUUGUAUUUGAGGACACUUCUCAAGAUAUUUGAGUGGGCAACCUUACGAAUGGAAAUGAGAGCAAAAGAAAAAAAUCAGCAACUCUACAAAACACAUACAAAUGGUAUCAUAGCCAAAGAAUUACCAGCAUCUUUGCAGCAGGAGAUCCGGGGUUCUGCCAGCUGUCUGUGCUCAGAUCAUGAGUUUGAUAUGGCUGAUAUCUUCUACUUUUGCCGAAGGGGCGUGGAGAGCAUAGUGGAUGAUGAAGUGACCAAGCGAUUUUCAGCCCAGGAACUUGAGAGCUGGAAUCUGCUGACUCGGAGCAACUACAACUUCCAUUACAUAAAUAUGAGACUUACACUCCUGUGGGGGCUGGGACUUCUCACCCGCUAUGGCAUCCUGCUGCCUCUCAGGGUUACUCUUGCAGUCACUGGCAUUAGUCUCUUCCUAUUCCUGACCACCUUAGUGGGGUUUUUACCAAACGCAGCGUUAAGAUCCUACCUCAGUGAGAAGGUUCACAUGAUGGGCUAUCGCAUGUGUGUAAGCUCUCUCACGGCAAUCAUCACCUAUCAUAACAGAGAAAACAAACCAAAGAAUGGUGGUAUAUGUGUGGCCAAUCACACGACACCCAUUGACGUGAUCAUCUUGGCCAGUGAUCGCUGCUACUCUUUGGUUGGACAGAUGCAUCGUGGGUUGCUGGGGAUGAUCCAAAGAGGAAUGGUCAAAUCCUCCCCGCACAUCUGGUUUGACAGAUCAGAAGUCAAAGACAGACACCUAGUGGCCAAGAGGCUUAGUGAUCAUGUGGCUGAUAAAACCAAACAGCCCAUCCUCAUCUUCCCUGAGGGUACUUGUAUUAACAACACAUCAGUGAUGAUGUUCAAAAAGGGCAGCUUUGAAAUUGGCUGCACUAUUUAUCCCGUUGCCAUUAAGUAUGACCCUCGCUUCGGUGAUGCUUUCUGGAACAGCAGUAAGUGUGGCCUGGUGUGGUAUCUUCUCAGUAUGAUGAGCAGCUGGGCCAUCGUAUGCAGCGUUUGGUACCUGCCACCUAUGAACAGAGAGGAAGGAGAGGAUGCAGUACAGUUUGCCAAUAGAGUGAAAGCCGCCAUAGCUGCCCGAGGCGGAUUAGUAGAUCUCAUCUGGGAUGGUGGACUGAAACGAGCCAAAGUGAACAAUGCUUUUAAAGAAGGGCUGCAGAAACUUUACAGCAAAGUUCUUGUAGGUGACCAUGAAGACCAAAGUGAAAGGAUGGAAACCCAGGAAAAAAAAAAGAUUCAACCACAAGACAAUGAGGACACAGUGAAUGUAUGUUAUCACUGCAGAGUUUUACUUCUUAAAGAACAUUUUACAUAAGGUGAAUGUAAAACACCACAGACAGCAAUUUGUACAAUAGGUGCUUUGUUGGGUACAACUUUCUAGUACUGGGCUGGACCCUCUUUCAUUUUGGUCCAAAAUGUGCCAAGAAAAUAUUCCCCACACUGUUACACCAUCACCAUCAGCCUGAACUGCUGGUAAAACGCAAUAUGGAUCCAUGCUUUGAUAUUGUUUACACCAAAUUAUGACUCUGCCAUCAGCAGAAACCGAGACUCAAACAGGCAAUGUUUUCCAAUCUUCUGUUUUACAAUUUUGCUGUGCACUCAGGGACACUCUUCUCCAUGCCACAAUCAGAGUCACAUAUAUCGUCUUCCUUCCUCAUUCUGAUACUCAUUUCAAACUUCAGCAGAUCUUGUACAUAGACCAUGUACAUAUUACUAAAUGCAUAGGAUUGUUGCCCUGUGACUAGAUGAUUAGAUAUUUGCUGUAACAAUGAGUUACACUGUUAUUUCUACCAGGCUGUAGACCAAAGAAAAUGAUUUUAUGCAUCUAACUAUCUAUAUUGCUUUGUAUCCAAGGUCAGUCUAAAUGUAUUUAAAGUUGUACUUUAUUAACUUCUCUUUUUUAACUGUUUGCAUUAAGGCCAAAAGCUGAACAUCUCUGCAACCGUUUUGUGGGCAUGUGGGCUUGUUGUUGUAGUAUCUGAUUAAAACAUUUUCCUCUGACUGCAACAAGUGUUUACUACUAAAGCUGUUACAUCACAGCCAGACACUUUGGCAGUGCUAGCUAAUGUACUAAUCGGCUCAAGUGUCUAUAUGUGACUUUGAUCUUUGCUGAAUUUUGUCCAUGAAAAGGAAAGCGAGAUCACACUUUUUCAGGGCUGCUCCACCGUGUAAGCCUUAAUAAUGAAGAGCUUCAGUUUACUUGUCCUUGACUCUUACAGCAGACUUUCCUCUACAAAGCAAAUUAGCCACAUUUGUCUUUAAAGUUUGUUCCCUUCCUCAAACAGCAGGAGUCAGUAUUUGAGCAGCAAUUUGUGACAUGGCAAUCCAUUUACCUUCAUCAACAAACAUCUAAAUUGCUCUAUGGACUUGUUUAGAUAGCAGUGACAAAAAUAAAUAAAUAAAUUUACCGUGCCUAUGCAAGCGUAUUCAAGGUCAUAUGUAUAGAGGAAAAAGCCUGCAAGGAACUAGCUCUGAAACUGGGGGAAAACAGACCUGAGAAAUAUCAUCUCACAUUCGUGGCUUUUCGGAGACUUACAACCUUGAUCUGCAGGUUUGAUGUAAUCCAUGAAGACACUGGCACUUCAAUUUAAUUACAAUUCAGCAGAGCUGAAGGUGACACUGAAUCCAGCCAAAUGUGGCUUGUCGGGUAUCCCAUCCCCUCUCCAAGUGACAGAAUCAUUAGAGCAGAGGUCAGAUUUUAGACAUCAGUGGCAUAGCUGCUAUGGAAGGAGGAUUUUUUAGUUUUAAAUUAUGACACAAUUUGGAGCUAGUCUAAAAAUACAAACAUAUAGAGCCAGAUUAUUAUUUAAAUGCAUGCACCGUAAAUACAUCGUGGAAUAAUAAAAUCUUUUACAUUCAGUCCUGGUGUUAUUCGGGCUCAUUCAGUAUGUGAUGACGCUGAUGCCGUCUGACAGGUACAA
Haplochromis burtoni (Burton's mouthbrooder) is the source of this 3284-nucleotide messenger RNA. RefSeq names its product glycerol-3-phosphate acyltransferase 4 (gene gpat4). NCBI's taxonomy places the organism in Eukaryota, Metazoa, Chordata, Actinopteri, Cichliformes, Cichlidae. Gene Ontology annotation, biological process: triglyceride biosynthetic process. The transcript has 13 exons. Gene Ontology annotation, molecular function: glycerol-3-phosphate O-acyltransferase activity. The coding region runs from base 215 to 1678 and encodes 487 amino acids. Gene Ontology annotation, cellular component: endoplasmic reticulum. The record is from RefSeq and is a predicted model, not a curated record.